Kwoniella shivajii is the source of this 984-nucleotide messenger RNA. RefSeq lists its product as uncharacterized. The transcript has a single exon. Gene Ontology annotation, molecular function: protein binding. Lineage: Eukaryota; Fungi; Basidiomycota; Tremellomycetes; Tremellales; Cryptococcaceae. Bases 1 to 984 code for a protein of 327 amino acids. The record is from RefSeq and is a predicted model, not a curated record.
AUGUCACCUACAAUCAUCGACCUGCCCGAAGAAAUCCUUCUGUGCAUCACAUCGUAUCUCGACCGCUCCGCCUGUCUCAGUCUUGCCACUACCUGUAAGGCUCUUCAGCCCUCUGCAGAAUCCAGCGCAUGGACCCACUUAAAUCUGUCACUCUAUGGGUCAGACCAGAGCUCGAUGGGGAACAUCAUCUUCGGGAAGCAACUGAAAGACGCCAGGGGGACUUGGCCUCGACUCUUAUCCACAGUGUCUUUCCCAUGUGCGACCUCUUUCAGAGUCACCAAUCUGAUGGCAGAUAUUCGUAUCCUCUUGUACGCUCAUCCCCGAUGGCUCAGAAGUGUCAGAACGAUAUCCGUAGACAUUGAUACUGUCAUCAACGAACCUCUGCAAGAACUGCUCGUCUCACUCUCCGGCUCAUUAAAUGAGUUGGAGUUCAAACCCCCAUAUCAUCCUUGCUACCCAAAUUUGUCCUGCAGCCAAAUGAGUCUUACUCAGCUUUUUGAGGGGAUGGACAAACAGUUGACCAGCUUAAGGCGACUUCACCUUACCCUCAACAAUAAGUGGCAGGAUACUGUUCAAGCUGCUUUGCUUUGUGCUCCAAUGAUCACCUGCUUGAAAUUGACACCGGAAAGCAUUUACUGUGGCGGAUGGGAGAAGAAAAUGUUCUUCGAGGAACCGGAUGAAAGAGAGUGGCCAAGACUGCCACAUUUGAGGCGGAUCGAAGUGGAGGAGAUGUACGAGCAGAUGGCGAGCAUGCUGGCUAGUCUCAUUCAAACCUCUGAUCAAGUUGAGCACCUGAUCUUGGGAGAUCCUGUUGGUAGAUGGGCGCCAAAGUCAGAAAAUCCCCUCAUCCAGCAAUUAUCAAGAUUGGACAGCUUAAAAACACUCACCAUUUCCGCCCGACCUUUGGAAGCGUUAGCGGCCAUCAGAAAGGAUAUCAUGACUGAAAUUGAAGUAAAAAUCUUAGACCCGGUCAAUGAGUGCUAG